AUGGGUUCCUUGUGGUUCACAGACAAUUUCCAGCUUGCUAGGGUGUCGCAGGUGUGGCUUUUUGUGUUGUUAGUCGCUGUUACAGUGAAAUUUAACUUGCUAUCUGAUGUUCGGCAUGGUUUUAGACAAAAUAGAUCUGUAGAGACAGCAACUUCUGACUUUUUGAAUGAUGUUUAUUCACAAUUCGAUCAAGGCAAUCAUGUAGUAAGCAUGAUGUUCGAUCUUCCUAACACAUUUGAUAUUCUGAAUAAAAAUAUCAUCUCAGAAAAUGUAGAAUCAGAUAGAGUAUGUAAGACAGAAGCAGCAGCCAGAGCAACAUACGAUAGCCUGCUGCCACCUGGUUUUUGUAUAAGAUGCAUGGGGAUGUUGUUUUUAUCUACAACUACUGAAGACCCGAGUCUGGAUUGCGUCAGUCGAGAAGUACUUGAGAUGGGCAUGUAUGUUUUCGACUACAUCAUCCCAUUUUUGUACUCAAUAUCCAUGGUAUUUAUCCGAUGGCUGUACUUAGACGUAAUCGUAAGCAUUUGGCAGAUAAGCUGGCAUUAG
This is a messenger RNA of Acanthoscelides obtectus, 546 nucleotides long. NCBI's taxonomy places the organism in Eukaryota, Metazoa, Arthropoda, Insecta, Coleoptera, Chrysomelidae. The record is from the annotation of a GenBank genome assembly.